Pleurotus ostreatus (oyster mushroom) is the source of this 1662-nucleotide messenger RNA. RefSeq lists its product as uncharacterized. The transcript is spliced from 14 exons. Bases 1 to 1662 code for a protein of 553 amino acids. Gene Ontology annotation, molecular function: iron ion binding; heme binding; monooxygenase activity. The record is from RefSeq and is a predicted model, not a curated record. NCBI's taxonomy places the organism in Eukaryota, Fungi, Basidiomycota, Agaricomycetes, Agaricales, Pleurotaceae.
AUGCUACAGAUAGUCGGCCCCGUGCUCGUGAUGGCUGCCGCCAUUGCCGUGUACAAGUUGUGCACGGUGGCGUACAAGGAAUUGACAUCACCGAUACGUGCACUACCUGGACCCAAGAGCCGUAGCUGGUUCUUUGGUAGCAUACGCGAAGCAUUCGAUGGGCCACCGAGCGCAAGUGAAUGGGUCAACGUCUACGGCACAACCUUUCAGUUCAAAGGACCCUUCAACUUUGCGCGACUCUGGACGAUUGACCCGAAGGCCCAGAGCCACGUUCUCAUGCGUAACGAUAUAUACGAGCGGCCUAUGCCAGCAAGAGAAGCCCUCUCUCGUAUCGUCGGACCAGGGGUGUUGGUUACGGAAGGCGAGAUGCACAGGAAACAGCGUAGGGUCAUGAAUCCGGCCUUCGGGCCAGCGCAAAUCAGAGAUCUCACGGAUAUUUUCGUUUACAAUAUGAUUCAGCUUCGUGAUUUAUGGGCCUCUGAGGCCAAUAGACAAGGCGGCACUGGCCGCAUUGACGUCCUGUCAUGGUUGGGCCGAAUGACCUUGGACGUUAUCGGGCUCGCAGGAUUUAAUUAUACAUUUGACGCCCUGAACGAGAAUGCAACCCCGAACGAACUCAGUCAAGCCUUCUCUACUAUAUUUCACAGUGGCACCAACAACCGGACCGUCAUGGUCUUGAGAGUCAUUUCCCCAGUUUUCCGCUAUCUCCGGACAUCGAGGGAUGCUGUGGCUGAGCAAGCUCAAGUUGUCAUGGGAAGAAUUGGCAGAGAGUUGCUCAAUUCUAGUAAGGCUGCUGUUGCGCAGUCUGAGAAGGAGAUCGGAGAUCGUAGCCUUCGCUCCCGUAACCUGCUCUCCUUGUUGGUUCGAGCUAACACAGCAGCCGGAAUUCCGGAGUCACAUAGGUUGCAAGACGAAGAUGUUCUAGCCCGUUCGUACUUUCCUGUCGCCUUCACGCCGUCUACAUCUCAUUACGCGCAUGCAGAAAUACCCACAUUCCUUGUCGCUGGACAUGAGACGACCAGCACUGCGACCACCUGGGCUUUGUUUGCGCUGGCUCAGGAAUCUGUGAUGCAGACUAAAUUGCGCGAGGAACUCUGGAGUGUUGAAACGGACACGCCAACCAUGGACGAACUCAACGCUUUGCCGUAUUUAGACCGUGUCGUUCGCGAGACACUCCGUGUGCAUUCGCCUGUACCAGCAAUUGGUCGCGUGGCCACCGUUGACGAUGAGAUUCCUUUGAGUCAACCUGUUACUGAUGUCUAUGGAAAUAUUCACCAUUCCAUCAGGAUUCAGAAAGGGCAGAACGUCAUGAUACCCAUCUCGGCUCUGAAUCUUUACAAGCCUAUAUGGGGCGAAGAUGCUGAACAAUUUAAGCCCGACCGCUGGCUUUCGCCGCCGCAAGCUUCAAGCGCUAUUCCUGGCGUAUGGAGCAACCAAAUGACAUUCCUCGGCGGCCCUCGUGCUUGCAUUGGGUAUCGGUUUUCACUAGUCGAAAUGAAGGCACUUCUUUUCGUUUUGAUUCGUUCCUUUACAUUUGAACUGGCCGUACCAGCGAGCGAAAUAAUCAAGAAGGCGUCCAUUGUGCAACGACCUCUCCUCAAGAGUAACCCAGAGGCAGGGAAUGUGUUGCCCAUGUUGAUUAAACCAUAUACACGCGUUUAG